Messenger RNA from Cantharellus anzutake, 1756 nucleotides. RefSeq names its product actin-like ATPase domain-containing protein. The transcript is spliced from 6 exons. The coding region runs from base 1 to 1458 and encodes 485 amino acids. Lineage: Eukaryota; Fungi; Basidiomycota; Agaricomycetes; Cantharellales; Hydnaceae. The record is from RefSeq and is a predicted model, not a curated record.
AUGUCGUUCCGCGAGUCAAGUGUGGUGGUCAUCGAAUGCGGACAGAAUGUCAUUCGCGCAGGAAGAGGGAUUCACAACUUUCCUCUGCCUCUGCCUUCAGUGGAAAUCCGCGCAUGCGUUGGACUAAGGAGGGACUCUAUGCAAAUUGACGGGGACCUCAGCCUGUCUUCCGUCAAGGCUACAAAAUACCUCGUAGGGACUUUUUUCGAUGAAGCUGAGGCUGCUGGGGAAUCCCUGGAAAUAUUCUGGCCAUUUGCACACGAUGGAAUCCGAGAAUGGGCUCAAGCGGAAGCACUCUGGCGUUAUGUGCUAUUCACCUCCCUGCAACUGUCUCGUAGCCAAAAUGAAUACCCAGUCAUGCUUUGCGUUCAACCCAAUCUUCCAAGGUUGUCAUAUGAACGAUUGGCCCAAAUAUUCUUCGAACGCUUUAAUGCUGCCGCACUGUCUAUCUUCGAGCGACCCUUGUUGCAAAUGUUCGCAGCGAAUUCAUUAUCUGGAGUAGUCGUGGACAUAGGUCAGGACAUCACAAUGAUCGGACCGGUACUAGACAGCGACGUUUAUCGCUACGGCUUACGUGCUGUCCCGGUCGGCGCUAAGCAGUGCGAAUCAUACCUUGUUAAUGUGCUUAAAAACAAUGCAUCACUCAUGAGCCAACUCAAUACCCCAGUCCCGCUGACCGAGAAGGACCUACAUGCUGCUCUCCAUCAAAUAAUACGGGUUGCGACGAAGGAAGGUCUUAUACACAUUCCUGAGUCUGAAGGAGCAAUCAUAACUGCCCAAGCACCGCCGGAGGACGAAGGUGCUUUGAGCAACAUCGCUGCUGUCUUGGUCGCAGGGAAGGAGAAGGCGGUCAUAGAGGCGGCAGGAAACAAGAAGAAGAGUGCGGCUCAAGAGAAGAAAGCUGCUGCAUCGGCUGCCGAGAAAGAGCGGCAGGCGCUGGAUCUCCCUAUUGCAGGAGAGCGGACGGUCACCAUAACUCUGGGAAAAGAACGACAUCGUUUAUGUGACCCGUUAUUUAAUCCGGUUCUUCUCAACCAAUUCUUACCACCGGAGCGAUGGCUACCAGAGGGUUCGGUAGGCAUUGACGAGGCUGUUCGCCUUGCUGUCGCUUCAGUUGACCAUCCUCAACGCACACAAUUAUGGGAUGGAAUAUUCCUCACUGGGGAUAUGUUGAAAGUCAAAAACCUCGAGGCCGCAUUAUCUUUCCGCCUAACCCGUUUCGCCACCCAUGAUGCGGAAUCACAGUGGCAAGCGCAAGGUCAACCGGCAACUGUGAGCACCCUGAAAUUUCCGGCAUAUUUUGCCGAGUUCCAAGAACGCAGCGACGUCCUUGCGGCUUUCCUAGGUGCUUGCAUUGCAGCAAAGCUAAUAUUCACUGAUUCAACUGGCAAAAAUUUCGUAUCCAAAUCGGACUAUGCGGAACACGGCCCAACAGCCAUCCGGGAUAUUAUGUUGUAACACCUCCUUCCUGUCAGCCCUAGGUUUACACUUAUUAUUGUCAUACACUAUAAUGCGGGAACACUAGCGAACAGAUUCCCCAAAUCACCAUUGCUCUCUAAUUAUACUUUUUUCUUUGGCCUCUUGACUUUGGACGCGCGUUCGGCAGGCGGUAGUACGAUUGUCCCACCAGCAGCCUCCCCAAGAAGACUUUCCCCAGUUUCUGCUCCCUUUUCUAUCUUCUCCUUCGUCUCCAGGUAAAACAUGAUGUCUCUGAGCUGCUCCUCGCACUCUUGUAAUCUCUUCGAGAUGGCAUCCU